Emiliania huxleyi CCMP1516 is the source of this 2781-nucleotide messenger RNA. RefSeq lists its product as hypothetical. Gene Ontology annotation, biological process: peptide catabolic process. The record is from RefSeq and is a predicted model, not a curated record. The transcript has 4 exons. Gene Ontology annotation, molecular function: metal ion binding; metalloendopeptidase activity. The annotation marks the transcript as partial. Gene Ontology annotation, cellular component: mitochondrion; cytosol. Lineage: Eukaryota; Haptophyta; Isochrysidales; Noelaerhabdaceae.
AUGGUAUCCUCAGUCCUGUCGAACUUCGUCCUGUCGAACCUCGUCCUGUCGAACCUCGUCCUGUCGGACGUCGCCAAGCCGAACAUCGUCAAAUCUGCGUCCGAUCGGCGCGAGUACCGAUUUGUCGAGCUGAGCAAUGCCCUCAAGGCCGUCCUCGUGAGCGAUAGCUCCGCGACGCUGGCAGCGGCAGCGGUGGAUGUGCGCUCCGGCUCCGCGAAUGAUCCCGACGACGUGCCAGGCCUCGCGCACUUCUGUGAGCACAUGCUCUUCCUCGCCUCGGUUAAGUACCCUGUCGAGCAGGACUACGAUGCGUUCCUCAAGCGGCACGGCGGCUUCUCGAACGCAUUCACGGCGGACUCGCACACAAACUUUUACUUCGAGGCGCCCCUCCGCCCCGCCCAGCACCCUCCGCCACUCCUCCACCGCACUCCUCCGCCGCACCGCCCACCGCCCCCCACGGCGCUCGACCGGUUCGCGCAGUUCUUCAUCGCGCCGCUAUUCUCGGUGGGCGGCGUCGCGCGAGAGAUGCACGCCGUCGACUCUGAGCACGCCAAGAACCUGCAGUCGGACGCGUGGCGCCUCUGGCAACUCGGCCGCUCCCUCGCGGCAGCCGGCCACCCGCACAACCACUUCGGGACCGGCUCGCUGCAGACGCUCAACCGGACCGGCGUGCACAGCGAGCUGCUGCGCUGGUACGGGGACCACUACCUCUCUCACACGAUGACUCUCGCCAUCGUCGGCGCCGAGGACCUCGACACGCUGCAGAGCUACGCCGCCGACCUCUUCUCGGCUGUGCCCCGCUCGCACCCUCCCCCCUCGGGCGCCGCAGCGGCGCCGCCGCCCCCCCCGGUGGCGCCGUCGGCGUCGCUCUUCGCCACGGCGCCCGCCGCGUUCCUCGUCCGGCCGGUGCGGUCGCUCGAGCUGCUCCGCAUCAUGUGGUCUCUCCCUCCGGUCGAGUCCGAGUACCGCUCGCGCCCGCUCCGGCUCGUCUCGCGCUUGCUCGGUGGCGAGUCUGCCGGCUCGCUGCGGUCGGCGCUCGUGCGGCGGGGGUGGAUCGAGGGCGUGACGACCAGCGUGGAGCGGCAGCCGGCCUACUCGCUGCUUGUCGUCGACCUCGACCUGACGGCGCGCGGGCUCGCGCACUGGCGCGAGGCGCUCGAGGUGGUGUACGCCGCCCUGCGCGCGAUACGCGGCCGCGGCGUGACGCAGCAGGUCUUCGAUGCGCUCCGCUCCGAGGACGAGCUCUCCUUCCGCUUCAAGGCAAAGGAGGAGGCGUCCGACUACGCCUCGGACCUCGCCGCACGCCUCCACCUCUACCCGCCCCAGGAGCUUCUCACGGCGCCGGAGGUGACGCCCGCUUUCGACGGCGACCGCACGCGCGAGCUGCUGCGCCAGCUGCAGCCGACAUCGAUGCUCGCGCUGCUCGUCUCGCAGACGCUAACCGCCAACGCCACCGACGGCGCCUCUUCAGAGCGCUGGUACGGGACGCAGUACUGGCCGAUUCCGCUGCCGGACGACUUUCUUUCCCCGCCUCCUCGGAACCCGUACCUGCCCACCGACUUUGAGCUGCUGGAAGCGUCAAGCUCGCCCUUCGUCUCGGACCCGCCCGCGCUGCUGCGGCGUGGCGCGCGCUCGCGGCUCUGGCAUCGCGCCGAGGUCAGCUUCGGCUUGCCCGUCGCCGCCGUUCGCGUCGCGCUGCACACGCGGGCCGUCUCUGCGAGAGAGGGGGGCGAGGGCGGCGGCGAGGGCGCGGCCUUCGCGCUUCUGCACACCAUCUACCUCGAGAUGCAGCUCCGCGAGGCGGCGUGGGACGCUUCGCGCGCCGGCCUCGCCGUCAGCCUAUCCGCAACGUCGACUGGCUUCGAGCUCUCGGGCCACGGGUACGCGCAGACGCUGCCCGCGUACAUGCUCACGGUGCUGCGGCAGGCGCGAUCGCUGCAGCCGGAUGCGCUCCGCUUUGCCACCGUCAAGGCGCUGGUGGAGCGGCAGCUUGCGGACGAGGAUAAGGCCGCCGCUUAUCAGGUCGCCUACCAAGCUUGGUCGCACUUGCUGCUCCGCGUCGCCCCCACGCCGGCGGAGCAGCUCGCCGCUGUUCGCUCCAUCCGGCUGCCUCAGCUCGUUCGCUUCGCCGCCGACGCCCUCUCGAGUUGGGCGUCCUCCGACUUCCUCUUCUUUGGCAAUCUCGACGCCGCCGGCGCUGUGGACGCAUACGAGGAGCAGCUGGGCGCGCUCUUUGAGGACGGGGCCGCGCCGGCCGGGCUGCCGGCCGCGCCGUCGCAGCAGCAGGCGGUGGCGGACUUGGGCGGGCGGGCGCUGCUCCGUGCGGUCGCGCACCCAAACCCGCAGGAGACCAACUCGGCUGUCCGGCUCACGCUCGUGCUCGGCGAGCUGAGCGCGCGCGAGGCGGCGACGGCGCAGCUCCUCGCAAAGAUGGUCGAGCCCGCCUUCUUCGCCUCGCUCCGCACCCGGCAGCAGCUCGGCUACCUCGUCUGGUCCUUCGGGCGGGAGGUGCGUGGCGUGAGCCUCCUCUACUUCAUCGUCCAGUCGUCGAGCGCCUCUCCGCGCCACGUCACGGCCUCCAUCCACGCCUUCUUGGAGGAGGAGGCGGAGGCGCUGCUCAACUCCACCGCGGCGGCCGACUUCGCCGCCUACGCCGCCGCCGCCCGCAAGGAGCUGCUCGACCCGCCCGAGCAGCUCGAGGCGGCGGCCGAGGAGGCGUGGGGACAGAUCGCAGCCGAGCGCUUCUGCUUUGCGCGGCGGCGCGAGGUUGCGGUGGCGCUC